Molecule: messenger RNA, 1790 nt
Organism: Choloepus didactylus (southern two-toed sloth)
Lineage: Eukaryota; Metazoa; Chordata; Mammalia; Pilosa; Megalonychidae
Product: tubulin gamma-2 chain
Exons: 11
Coding region: 211-1566 (451 amino acids)
Biological process (GO): microtubule nucleation; meiotic spindle organization; cytoplasmic microtubule organization
Cellular component (GO): nucleus; microtubule; centrosome
Molecular function (GO): GTP binding; structural constituent of cytoskeleton
Source: RefSeq, a predicted model, not a curated record
AGCUGUGACUGCUGUGGGAGAUAAUGAUGCCCAGGUUCGGAUCACCAGCCCGCGGGCCGAGGGGAGGCCCAUACUGCACACGCGCAGACCGAGCACCCGCGUCAAAAGACCGAGAGCGCGCUUCCCACGUCCUGCGCGCCCGGCUGCCAAGCGUUGGUCUCUGCUGUGACUCCCGCCCGGCGGGGGCUGAGUGCCCACGCCUGAAGAGCGAUGCCCCGGGAGAUCAUCACCCUGCAGCUAGGCCAGUGCGGCAACCAGAUUGGGUUCGAGUUCUGGAAACAGCUGUGCGCCGAGCAUGGUAUCAGCCCCGAGGGCAUCGUGGAGGAGUUCGCCACCGAGGGCACUGACCGCAAGGACGUCUUUUUCUACCAGGCAGAUGAUGAGCACUAUAUCCCGCGGGCCGUGCUGCUGGACCUGGAGCCCCGGGUGAUCCACUCCAUCCUCAACUCACCCUACGCCAAGCUCUACAACCCGGAGAACAUCUACCUGUCGGAGCACGGUGGAGGAGCUGGCAACAACUGGGCCAGUGGAUUCUCCCAGGGUGAGAAAAUUCAUGAAGACAUCUUUGACAUCAUAGACCGAGAAGCAGAUGGCAGUGACAGCCUAGAGGGCUUUGUGCUAUGUCACUCCAUCGCCGGGGGGACGGGUUCAGGCCUGGGCUCCUACCUCCUGGAGCACCUGAAUGACAGGUACCCCAAGAAACUGGUGCAGACAUACUCGGUGUUUCCCAACCAGGACGAGAUGAGCGACGUGGUGGUACAGCCCUACAACUCGCUGCUCACACUCAAGAGGCUGACCCAGAACGCUGACUGUGUGGUGGUGUUGGACAACACGGCCCUGAACCGGAUCGCCACGGACCGCCUGCACAUACAGAACCCGUCCUUUUCCCAGAUCAACCAGCUGGUGUCCACCAUCAUGUCGGCCAGCACCACCACCCUGCGCUACCCCGGCUACAUGAACAACGACCUCAUCGGCCUCAUCGCCUCGCUCAUCCCCACGCCGCGACUCCACUUCCUCAUGACUGGCUACACCCCCCUCACCACAGACCAGUCGGUGGCCAGCGUGAGGAAGACAACAGUCCUGGAUGUCAUGAGGCGGCUGCUGCAGCCCAAGAACGUGAUGGUGUCCACAGGCCGGGAUCGCCAGACCAACCACUGCUAUAUCGCCAUCCUCAACAUCAUCCAGGGAGAGGUGGACCCCACCCAGGUCCACAAGAGCCUGCAGAGGAUCCGAGAACGGAAGUUGGCCAACUUCAUCCCCUGGGGCCCAGCCAGCAUCCAGGUGGCCCUGUCGCGGAAGUCUCCCUACCUGCCCUCGGCCCACCGGGUCAGUGGGCUCAUGAUGGCCAACCACACCAGCAUCUCCUCGCUUUUUGAAAGUUCCUGCCAGCAGUACGACAAGCUACGGAAGCGGGAGGCCUUCCUCGAGCAGUUCCGCAAGGAGGACAUCUUCAAGGAGAACUUCAAUGAGUUGGACAGAUCCAGGGAGGUUGUGCAGGAGCUCAUUGAUGAGUACCAUGCAGCCACACGGCCUGACUAUAUCUCCUGGGGCACCCAGGAGCAGUGAUUUCCCUCCUUCUCACUGCCCUGGGGACAGUAAUGACAGCCCCUCCAAGCCUGGUUCCUCUGGCCCAAUUUCCUCUCACCUACAACCAUUCUAGGUGCAUUACCAGCCCAGGAACCAACCCUACUUCCUACCCCCUUCUGUGACGUGACCCCUGAUAUGCUUGUUUAGCUCUGAUGAAGUAAUAAAAGCCUGGCUGUGAAUAUAGUCAGGACUUGGACUGUGAA